ACUCGAUACGUUAAAGCUCAAAACAACAUUGAGUUGCAAAUGAAACAUAAGUGUGGUUGUGUGUUUUGUGAUUUUUGGUAUACGUGUUAUUUUAUAUUCUGUUUGUGUAACAAUGCGUCAUAUUUUAGCUAACAUGAAGUUUCUAAUUCUUCUGAUCAUGAUAGCACUAAUUAAAUGCCAAAAGUUAUCUGAUGGUUGGGGUAUUGUCGGUGAUCCAUUGCUGCAUGUGAGGCCCUGCGAGGGAGAUAUUACCUUAGUCUACGUGACAGGGUUGUCACCCGCUGAAGAAAACCAAUACUCAUUACGCAUAGGUGGUGAGUUUCCAAAAAACACCAAAAUGCAAGUGAAGUUUGAUUCUGGAGCUAAUGUUACUUUGUUUCCUAUACUAGGCGAUCCAGUUUCGGCAAGAAUAAGGACCCUAGAUGAGCCAAAUUCCUUUGAAAUAAAAUUCUUCCAGAAAGGCAAGGAUCUAGCUCUAAGAGUAAAAGGUGUUACUAUUGGACAAGUGCCAUACCUGAAGAGUUUGGUUAUAAAUACUAUAGAAUAUUGUAAAAAUGCAACAACUGGAUACUUAGACAGAUUAAUUCAAGGGAAUAAAAACACAGCAGAAAGCACCGCGGAACGAACAGAGAGUGCAGCGAAAGUAGUCGAUACGACUUGUGGCAAACGUCAAGUAUUGCACACAGGCUUGAUCGUGAACGGACAGCCUACGAAACCGGGAGACUGGCCGUGGCAUGCUGCCUUGUAUGUUUUAGAACUAUCUUCUUUGAAGUAUAUUUGCGGGGGGACUUUGCUUUCCAAGUCUAUGGUGCUUACAGCGGCGCAUUGCGUGACCAUCCGUGGCGUACCACGCGUCGCUUCUAGUCUUAGCGUGGUCCUUGGAAAAUACAAUCUGAUUGGAGGUGAUGUAGCAACUCAAGAGAGAGAAGUCCAAGAAAUAAUAGUGCACGAAUCAUUUGAAUACCGACAUUUGAAUGAGGACAUAGCGUUAGUAAGACUGAAAUCCGAGGCUAUUUUUGAUGAGUAUGUGCAACCAGCGUGUUUGUGGAGUGCUGAGGCGUACAAGAGGCUCCCACCUGGAAGGAUGUAUGGAACUGUCGUCGGCUGGGGUUUUGAUAACAGCGACACUCUGACCCCUCAACUGCAGCAGGUGAAGUUGCCCAAGGUAUCAGAGGUUAAUUGCAUCAGGAGCAACCCGCUAUUCUUCUCCAGACUCCUUACUGAUCAUAAAUUCUGCGCGGGCUACACUAACGGAACAUCAGCCUGUAAUGGUGACAGUGGUGGUGGCUUCAUGAUCUUCGUUCCUGAUGAGUCGGGAGCCGCGGGCGACGUGCCCGGCGCGUGGCACGUCAGAGGAAUCGUCUCGAUGAGCGUGUCCAGGACUGAUGGACCUAUCUGCAACCCUAACUAUUACGGGCUAUUCACUGACGUCGCGAAGUUCAGGGGAUGGGUAUCGAGGCAUUUGUAAUGUGUGGAAUUAUAGUGAAUGAAUGAUUUCGUAAAUGUAUAAUGAUUUAAGGAAAAAUAUAGUAAAAAUUGACAAACGAGUAUUUACAACAAA
Molecule: messenger RNA, 1561 nt
Organism: Manduca sexta (tobacco hornworm)
Lineage: Eukaryota; Metazoa; Arthropoda; Insecta; Lepidoptera; Sphingidae
Product: transmembrane protease serine 11C
Exons: 8
Coding region: 113-1468 (451 amino acids)
Biological process (GO): proteolysis
Molecular function (GO): serine-type endopeptidase activity
Source: RefSeq, a predicted model, not a curated record